Messenger RNA from Cariama cristata (Red-legged seriema), 889 nucleotides. Its product is annotated as cat eye syndrome critical region protein 5 homolog. The transcript is spliced from 5 exons. Gene Ontology annotation, biological process: glycerophospholipid biosynthetic process. Gene Ontology annotation, cellular component: mitochondrion. NCBI's taxonomy places the organism in Eukaryota, Metazoa, Chordata, Aves, Cariamiformes, Cariamidae. The annotation marks the transcript as partial. The record is from RefSeq and is a predicted model, not a curated record.
CCUUGGUUUCUGUCAACCUAUUACCAUCGAAACAUUGCGGGAGAAACACCCUUUGUUAGAUGUAGUUGACCAUGACAGGAGACCUAACGUUCUGUACCCCUCUGCUGUGGAGCUUCCCAAGAUUGAGGCUGUUGUUUUGUUUGGGGAGCCAGUCAGAUGGGAAACCAACCUUCAGUUGAUAAUAGAUGUUUUGCUGACAAGUGGCUAUCCUGGAAAUCCAUAUCACCAUGAAAAUUACCCUCACAUUCCAGUACUUGCUUGUAAUAUGGAUCUGAUGUGGGUAGCUGAAGCACAGUCUCCAAGGUUUGGGCAUGGAACAUUCAUGGUUUGUUUGGAAAACAUUUACAAGAAGAUCACUGGCAAAGAUCUGAAAUAUGAGGCCUUAAUGGGCAAACCUAGUAAACUGACCUACCAGUAUGCAGAAUACCUCAUCAGGGCUCAGGCAGCAGAAAGACAAUGGAAGCAACCUAUUCAAACUCUUUAUGCUGUUGGAGAUAAUCUCAUGACUGAUGUCUAUGGUGCUAACCUCUACAAUCGCUACCUUGAAGAGAACUCCAGAAAAGGUUCAAAAGCACGGAUUCAGGCCAAAGUUGCUGGUGGCAGAGGAUCUGCCACACUCUCGCAGGAUGAUGACAUAGACAACAGUUGGGAGAACGAAUUAGCAUCGGCAGCGGCUGCCCACUGUAGGUCUGUUCUUGUUUGUACUGGGGUUUACAACCCUCACACCAAGGUACCCUUGGAUACCAGGGAGAGCAUAACUGAAAUGGUGUUCCACGGCCACAGAGAUUUUAGAUUUGAUCCUGGUUUAGUAGAACCAGAUCAUAUUGUACCAGAUGUUGAUGCUGCUGUAGACCUGGUCUUCCAGCUGGAGAACUUUGCACCUAAUUGA